Glycine soja is the source of this 1941-nucleotide messenger RNA. RefSeq lists its product as uncharacterized. The record is from RefSeq and is a predicted model, not a curated record. Bases 125 to 1639 code for a protein of 504 amino acids. Lineage: Eukaryota; Viridiplantae; Streptophyta; Magnoliopsida; Fabales; Fabaceae. The transcript has 10 exons.
UUAAACCCAUUCAAACCCAAAUCAAAAUAUGCCCUGUCACUCGCACCAGCGAAAGCAAAAAUCGAAUUGAAGGCAAAGAGCGCGGAGCGGAGCGUCGUAGUUCAGAGGCUCCCAUCCCAUACCCAUGAGAUCCUUCUCCUCUUCCCUCUUUCUCCUUCUCUUCUUCUUCUCUUCUUCACUCUCCAAUCCCCAAAAUGCCCCUCUCUCACUCAAAGGUGUUGAUAUUGAAAGGCCGGUUUUGGAGUUCUCCCCUUCCGUUCUUCCCGGUAUUUCGGGUUCUCUAGGUGUUAAGGACGCUUUACGAUGCGAGCGUGUUCGGGUUUCGGGCAUCUCGAGAGUGAAACUUGGGAGCUACGCUAAUUCGUACCAUGUUACUUUGGCUCCCUCCGUUUCGAUCCCCGAGAAGUUGCAUAGCAAAAUUCAGGUUUGCUUCCACAGGAAUGAAACAGUUGGAUGGUGUCAGUGUGAGAAAGAUGAGUGGAGGGGGGUGCAGAAGGGGGUCUGGAAUGCUGUUAUGUCACCUUAUGAAACGAGAUAUGUUGAUGUGAGGAUCAAUGGAGAAAUAUCGGGUUCUGUUACAGUUGCUAUUGAAGAAGAUUUUCAGCAAUGGCGCCUUGUUUGUCUUGCAGUAGGAUUGAUACUGUUGUUGUUGGCUCCAACUGUUAGCAGAUGGGUUCCGUUUUAUUAUAGCACUUCAAUGGCUAUAGGGAUCUUUCUUGUCAUUAUAAUCCUUCUUUUUCAGGGCAUGAAAUUAAUGCCAACUGGAAGAAAAAAUAUCUUCUACCUUACCAUAUAUGGUUCAGUGGUUGGAGCUGGGUCAUUCCUUUUGCACCAAUUUUCUUUGAUCUUAAAUUCAAUUUUUCAGAGUCUUGGGAUGAGUGAAGAGAUGCACAAUCCAGUUGCUGUUUUUGUAAUACUGGGCAUCAUCUUGGCUGGAGCUGCUUUAGGCUACUUGAUCGUUAGGAGGUUUGUUAUUUCAAAAGAAGAUGGUAGUGUGGAUGCUGGGGUUGCUCAGUUUGUGAAAUGGGCUAUGCGCAUUAUUGGAUCCACUUUCAUUUUGCAGAGCACUCUUGAUCCUCUUCUAGCAAUUGGAGCUUUGAUCUCUUGUGGAGCUGCUUGCAAACUUAUUUCUGCCAUAAAAUGGCUUUGUGGAUGGUAUGAAACUUCAAAUGACGACUAUUCGCUGCAAUGGAUGAGAGGAAGACGCGGUCGUGCGGAAUUCCUUAGCAAGUCAACCCCUAAAGGGAAACAUUGGAGUAGCCCUAAAGGAAAAUUGUGGAAUAGCCCUAGAAGAUCAGCAUGGUCUGACUCUCCUGUCAGAGGUGUUGUAUCACCAUCUUCCGGGAUUUCGUCACAAUCUUCAGGGACUCAAGCAGGGCAGAAUUAUUAUUCAACUUUCCACAAGACCCGGAACAGAAAGAAGUUCACAAAGCAAGAGUGGGAUGAGUUCACAAGAGAAUCCACUAAGCAGGCUCUAGCAGAAUGGGCAGCUUCUCCAGAAUUCACUGAUUGGAUCGUUGAGCAUGCAGACCGGAUACAAGUCCUUCCAAGCGAGAGUUCGGAUGAGACAAUGGGAAGUGAAUCGGAUUCCACAGAUCGAGGAAGUGGAAGAGGAUUUCGGCUUUUUAAUUGGCAGUGACUUGAGUAUAAAUUAGAAUGUACUAACAAGCGGAAAUAGUGAGUUAGGGAGCAAUGGCAAUAGUGUUUUAGCCUUUUAGGUAGGAAUUUAGGUUUGCUUGCUGUAGCCAACUCUGUAGAUAGUUUUAUUAGUUUGCCUGGAUUUUCCAAACUGCAAAGCCUGGGCAAUCUUACGAAAUUUAUUGUUAUUGGUUAGUUAAUUUUUUGCCAUGUUUUUGUUGCUCGUGUUAUUUUUAGUUUGUAGUAGUGUGUAAUUCUUCUUGCACUGUAAAAUCUUUAUCAGUUGGAUUUCAAUUGCUUUUA